Lolium rigidum is the source of this 1140-nucleotide messenger RNA. RefSeq lists its product as uncharacterized. NCBI's taxonomy places the organism in Eukaryota, Viridiplantae, Streptophyta, Magnoliopsida, Poales, Poaceae. The record is from RefSeq and is a predicted model, not a curated record. The transcript has 7 exons. The coding region runs from base 16 to 960 and encodes 314 amino acids. Gene Ontology annotation, molecular function: protein-containing complex binding. Gene Ontology annotation, cellular component: mitochondrion.
GCCCCGGACCCGCCCAUGUCCCCCUCGACACUUCUCGUCCGGCCGCUGGCGCCGGCGCCGGCGAGCCCGUCCAAUCCGCCUCGCCGGUACGCGCCCGCAUCAGCGGCGGCAGCGCCAGCGACGCUCCGCACGUCUCCUGCAGGCUCCUCCGUGGCCCAGUUCUCCAGGCUGCGCACCAAGUGCCGGUUUGCCGCCCCCGGUGUCAGGGAAGACUACUCUUCUACGCCAAUCGAUGUCGUGGCCGACGUGAAAACAGAGAAGAUUGUAGUUUUGGGAGGAAGUGGAUUUGUUGGCUCCUCCAUAUGCAAAGCUGCUGUGGCUAAAGGCAUUGAGGUUGUGAGCCUGAGCAGGUCAGGAAGACCAUCUUCCUCCGAUCCCUGGGCUGAUGAAGUUACUUGGCUAGCAGGAGAUGUUUUCUAUGCAAGAUGGGAGGACGUGUUAGUAGGGGCUACUGCUGUUGUGUCUACCCUUGGAGGAUUUGGUAACGAAGAACAGAUGAAAAGGAUAAAUGGUGAAGCAAAUGCUAUUGCAGUAGAUGCCGCGAAAGAAUUUGGGAUUCCGAAAUUCAUUUUGAUCUCUGUUCACGAUUACAACCUUCCAUCGUUUCUUCUUACCUCGGGCUAUUUCACUGGCAAGAGAAAGGCUGAAUCUGAAGUCCUCUCCAAAUACCCUUCCACGGGUGUUGUAUUGAGGCCAGGCUUUAUUUACGGUAAAAGGAAAGUAGACGGCUUUGAGAUACCGCUCGACUUGGUAGGGCAACCAUUAGAGAAGCUGCUUUCCUCCGUCGAAAAUUUCACCAGACCAUUGAGCGCAUUGCCUGGUUCGGACCUGGUUCUCGCACCCCCCGUGAGCGUGGACGAUGUUGCCUAUGCGGUGAUCAACGCGGUCAUAGACGACAGUUUCUUCGGUGUGUUCACAAUCGAGCAAAUCAAGGAAGCUGCGGCCAAUGUCAGAGUGUAAGGUUUUCCAUACCUAGCUGGAAAUAGCUUAUGAAGUUAUGAGGGAUGUUCCUGUUCUUUCAAACCUUCUGUGAUACUAGUGGAUAGCUUAAGGCCGAACUCAAUACUACAAUGCAGUGUUUAGAGAGUUUAAGUGCACUAACAAGUUCCACUGAAAAGCUGUCGUUGUUCUUAGCUGGCA